AUGUUGAAAUCACUCCAACGAACUCUAAUCAAAUGUCAAACGCCUCAAUCGAUCAUUGGUAGGUACUGUUUCAGAAGAAACAUUGUCAGUUCGCGCCCCGCCAAAUAUGCAAGGCGUUCUGGAUCAUCACUUCGUUAUUGGCCCUGGCUUACAGUAUCAACAUUGGUCGCUACUUCCUUGUACUGCUACGACGAAAGAUUACAGAAUGAGGAAAAGACCGACGUCUUUCCUCCCCACAAUGAAUCGAUACAGGUAGAUGCAAGCGUAUCGGAUUUCCCCCUCACAAUCUCCGCUUUAGACUACCCUGUCUCUACCACUUUCCAACUAUUGGGAUAUGGUCAAAGGCAUGUCACGUUUUUGAGGUUCAAAGUCUAUGCCUUGGGCCUUUAUCUGGCUGAGAAUGACGAAAGUCUCAUUGCAAACACUCUAAAUGAAGCUUACUUGCGUAAAUAUUUCCUUGACGUGGACGAUUCUAAGACCCUCAAGGAAAAUCUGGGCAGAUUCUUGAAGCGAGAUGACUCAAAAUCGGUCAUGAUGAUCGACGACCUUUUGGAUUCGGGAAUGAGAAUGUUGGCAAAGAUAACUCCCGUGAGAAACACAGAUUUCAAGCAUCUCAAGGAGGGCCUGAUCAAAACCAUUUCCAAACACCCCGACGUGUCUAACAAUAAGGAUACACUAGAAAAUGGGCUAAAAGAGAUGAAUGAAGCCUUUUCACGCAAAGGAUCUGUUCGUAAAAAUGAUGAUUUAAUCGUUGAAUUGUUAGCCAACGGUGCAUUGCAAUUUUCGUAUCAUGAUAAUAUAAACAAUGAAUUUGAAAUUAUGGGAGUGGUCAAUAAUCAGCUAGUCGGGAAGUUUCUGUUUAGUCAAUAUUUAAGCGGUGACAAGUCCCCUUCUCCACAGGCCAAAAAAACGGCUAUCGACAAAUUAAUCACACUCCUGUAA
Molecule: messenger RNA, 942 nt
Organism: Saccharomyces kudriavzevii IFO 1802
Lineage: Eukaryota; Fungi; Ascomycota; Saccharomycetes; Saccharomycetales; Saccharomycetaceae
Gene: AIM18
Product: Aim18p
Exons: 1
Coding region: 1-942 (313 amino acids)
Molecular function (GO): intramolecular lyase activity
Source: RefSeq, a predicted model, not a curated record